Messenger RNA from Chionomys nivalis (European snow vole), 1368 nucleotides. Its product is annotated as calaxin-like. NCBI's taxonomy places the organism in Eukaryota, Metazoa, Chordata, Mammalia, Rodentia, Cricetidae. Gene Ontology annotation, molecular function: calcium ion binding. Bases 108 to 800 code for a protein of 230 amino acids. The record is from RefSeq and is a predicted model, not a curated record. The transcript has 5 exons.
AGUUGCUAGGAGGUUGCCAAUGGCCACAUUCUGUUUUGGAGUGGUAGAGUUAGUGUCAGUUUAGAAGUAGACUAUUUGGGAAAGCAGUGUGCUGAAGCCACUCUAAAAUGGAGCAGAGGCCUCUGAAGAAGCUGGUGGAAUCCAUCAGUAAAACUGUCAAGAGCUUCAAGAAAAGUGAGAUUGAAUGUCUCAUACGCCUUUUCUGUAGCUUGGCGGAAAGGCCCAGUGGAAAGCUUGCUAAUGCCAGACUAGACUGCAACACGUUUCGGGGGAUCCUACACAACAUAUUUGGAAUGACUGAUGAUACGUUGAUGAAUAGGGUGUUCUAUGUACUUGACAAAGACAGUGAUAACUACAUAAAUGUGCACGAGUGGGUUAAAGGACUGUCAGUGUUUCUCCGAGGAACUUUUGAAGAGAAGAUGAAAUUCUGUUUUGAAGUUUAUUAUUUAACUGGAGAUGGUUAUAUUUCCCGGGAAAAGAUUUUUGACAUGUUGAAGAAUAGUCUCUCCCAGCAGUCCCCCGAAGAAGAAAAUGAAGAAGGAAUAAGGGAGUUGGUGGAAAUAAGCCUGAAGAAAAUGGAUCAUGACAAUGAUGGCAAGAUCUCUUUUGCAGACUUUGAAAAAGCGGUAAAAAAAGACAGGCUUUUGUUGGAGGCCUUUGGACCAUGUCUACCAGAUGCAAAGGUAGUUACAAAUACUAUACUUAAAGUAGAUGAGAGAAAAUUUUCAUUAAAAUUAUAUAACGUGUGUAUGUGUGUAAGGUAUGCAUGCCAUGUGCGGGCCAGUUUUAUGCCAACUUGACACAACCUAGAGUCAUCUCAGAGUGACCUGAGAAGAUGCUGUAAGAUCGGGCUGUAGGACAUUUUCUUAAUUAGAGAUUGAUGGGGGAUGGUUCAGCCCAUUGUGAGGGGUUGUCAUCCCUGGGCUGAUGAUGGUCUUGCGUUUUAUAAGAAAGCAGGCUGGGCAAGCCAAAGGAACAAGCUGGUAAGCAGCACUUCUCCACGGCCUCUGCACCAGCCCCUGCCUCCAGGAGCUACUUUGUUUUGAGUUCCUGUUCUCAUUCCCUCAGUGAUGGACUACAGUGGAGGUAUAAGCCAAAUAAACCCUUUUCUCCCCAGCUUGCUUUUGAUCAUGGUGCUUCACUGCAGCAAUAGUAACCCAAUCUAGGACAUGCCACAGUGCUUGUGUGGCAGCCAGAAGACAAUUGUAGGAACCUCUUCUCUCCUGCAGCCAUGUGGAUCCCAGAGAAUUGAACUCAGGUAGUCAUGUUUCUAAGCAAGUGCCUUUACAAACUCUGCCAUUUUGCUGGCCUAGUUAAGGAAAAAUCUAAAGAACUAGAAAAUAAUACAUGAUAGUCUCUCCACUUUGU